Messenger RNA from Gaeumannomyces tritici R3-111a-1, 1574 nucleotides. RefSeq lists its product as hypothetical. The record is from RefSeq and is a predicted model, not a curated record. Bases 1 to 1482 code for a protein of 493 amino acids. The transcript is spliced from 5 exons. NCBI's taxonomy places the organism in Eukaryota, Fungi, Ascomycota, Sordariomycetes, Magnaporthales, Magnaporthaceae.
AUGCGGGCACCCAGGAGACCCGAGAAGCCCAGGCUCGCCGUGGCCGUGGAUUUCGGAACCACGCUGACUAAAGCCACCAUACUUAUCUUGCACCCAGACAAUGAGCCGCAGAUGAUCGACGUGCGAAACUACCCCGGGGAUACCGCCGGAGAUAGCAUGGUACCGUCAGUCCUCUCAUACAGUGCCUAUGGCGAAGGCAGCAGCCGAAUGUGUUUCGGAUACGAAGCACAGCAAGAGCUGUGCUCCGGCGACCCCCAGCGAGUUAUAUACGGUCGAUUCAAGCCCGAAUUCCCCAGCGGGUCGGUCAGGCCGAUCAAUGCCGAUGGGCCGACACGCAAUGUAGAUGAGCUCUACCUCCGCAUGGCCCAGAUCAUGUAUCACCACAUCCGGUAUUUUUACCGAACCGCUGUCAGAAAUGAUUACGACAUGCCUCUGCCCGACUGGGAGGAGAUCCCGGUGGAGUUUUGCUUCAGCGUCCCUGCCACUGGUAGCCCAGAGCUCGCCGGCGAGAAGCUCAAGCAGCUGGCGAGACAGGCUGGCUUCGGAGGUGUCCCUGGCCACUCUAUUUUCCAUGUCGUCCUCACUGAGGGUGAGGCGUCAGCUAUUUUCUCCCUUACGUCCCGAGAUGGGACCGGCGAGACAGUAGUGGUUGUCGAUGUCGGUGGGGCUACAUCGGACCUCUGCGUUCUCAAUGUCACCGAUCAGAACGCCGCUCAAGUGGCUCUCGACUUUGCGGAGCCUGUCCGGGGCCAGUCCAUCGGCGCAAUAAAUGUCAACAAUGAGCUCGAGCAGCGUCUUGCUCAGUUCCUCACAGCACGUGUCGACAACCCUGUAUCGUUGGCUCGGUCAAUUGUCAAUAAUUUCAAGCUCGAGGUCGAGAAAAUUGCGGUGUGCUCACAGACCAGCAAAGGCAAUGGGGUCAAGAUCAAGAUCCGUGUGACUGCGGCACCUGAGGGAGGCAACCAGAGUGGCAGUGGCUCAGAUCCAGCCACUGCUGGGUUGUCGAUAGCAGGUAACCAGCUGACCAUCGGAAGCGAUCUCAUCCAACGUCUGGUUGACGCCCAGGUGCUUGGAACGGGAGGGUAUGGAGAUGUGUACCUCAAGCGCCAACUGGACGCUGUGAUCGAGGAUGCGUGGAUAAAGAGAACCGCGGGGACCAGCGGCGAGGUCCACCUCAUCCUGUGGUCGGGCGGUUUCGGAAGCUCUGCCUACGUGCGUGGCCAACUCCAGAGGCGCCUGAUUGAAGAGCGCGACGGCGAACCUCGGCCCUACGGACCCCCGGUCCACCGCAACAUCAAGGACCUGAAGUUUGCAGUCUCAAGUGAGCCCCAGAUGUGCGUCUGCAAGGGACUCCUGCAGCACUGGCUGAAAGACUGGGAAAGCUCACCACUGGAGCAGGAGGGGCAGGCGGAGGACGCGCAGGGACAGAAGAAGCGGAAGGGAUCCUGGUGGAGACGCAUGUUCCGGCUUCACAAAAAGUGAGGCUGGGUCUCAGGCAGCACGGGAAGGGGGCAGGAGAGAGAGGCUCCGGCGGUCGUGUGGACAUUCAAUUCUUUCGAUGAAGGGAGUUAUAG